AUGGCGAGCGACACCACCUACCUCCGCGAGGAGGCCAUCGAUGACUCGGACGUCAUCGAUGACAGCGUGCAUACCGAUUCCGUACAUCACCGUCUUCGUGCCAACUCAACCAUUAUGCACUUUCAGAAGAUCCUCGUGGCCAACCGAGGUGAAAUCCCAAUUCGUAUUUUCCGUACCGCUCACGAGCUUUCCCUUCAGACAGUUGCCGUUUAUUCGUGGGAAGAUCGGCUGUCUAUGCACCGCCAGAAGGCGGACGAGGCCUAUAUCAUUGGUCAGCGCGGCCAGUUCACUCCUGUUGGCUCUUACUUGGCUGGCGACGAGAUCAUCAAGAUUGCUCUCGAGCAUGGCGUGCAGCUGAUUCAUCCGGGCUAUGGAUUCCUGUCAGAAAACGCCGAGUUUGCACGGAAAGUAGAGAAGGCCGGAAUUGUCUUCGUGGGGCCUACGCCCGAGACCAUCGAUGCUCUCGGUGACAAAGUCUCUGCCCGUCAGCUUGCCAUUAAAUGCAACGUCCCCGUUGUACCCGGUACUGAAGGUCCGGUCGAGAAAUUUGAGGAUGCCAAGGCUUUCACCGACACAUACGGUUUCCCCAUCAUUAUCAAGGCUGCCUUUGGAGGCGGUGGCCGUGGAAUGCGUGUCGUUCGUGAACAGGAAGCUUUGAAAGAUGCAUUUGAACGUGCCACGUCUGAGGCCCGAUCUGCCUUUGGCAAUGGCACAGUCUUUAUUGAGCGUUUCCUUGAUAAGCCCAAGCACAUCGAAGUUCAAUUGCUGGGUGACAACCAAGGCAAUGUCGUUCAUUUAUACGAGCGUGACUGCUCUGUCCAACGCCGUCACCAGAAAGUCGUUGAAUUGGCCCCCGCUAAGGAUCUGCCCGUGGAUGUGCGCGACAAAAUCCUCGGCGAUGCUGUCAGGCUUGCCAAGUCUGUUAACUAUCGCAAUGCCGGUACCGCUGAGUUCUUGGUCGAUCAGCAGAACCGUUAUUACUUCAUUGAAAUCAACCCUCGUAUUCAAGUCGAACACACCAUUACAGAGGAGAUUACUGGCAUUGAUAUUGUCGCCGCUCAGAUUCAGAUUGCCGCUGGUGCUACGCUAGAGCAACUUGGCCUGACUCAAGAUCGCAUUUCCACUCGUGGAUUUGCUAUCCAAUGUCGUAUUACCACCGAAGACCCUGCCAAAAACUUUUCCCCUGAUACUGGAAAGAUUGAAGUCUACCGAUCUGCUGGUGGUAACGGUGUCCGUCUCGACGGUGGAAACGGAUUCGCUGGUUCGAUCAUCACACCUCACUACGAUUCAAUGUUGGUGAAGUGCACUUGCCUAGGUUCGACAUAUGAAAUAGCUCGUCGUAAAAUGAUCCGAGCUCUUAUUGAGUUCCGUAUUCGUGGUGUCAAGACCAACAUUCCUUUCCUGGGCUCUCUUCUUUCUCACCCCACUUUCAUCGAUGGCAACUGCUGGACUACUUUUAUUGAUGAUACCCCUGAGCUCUUCGCGCUCAUUGGUGGCCAGAACCGUGCCCAGAAGUUGUUGGCAUACCUCGGUGAUGUUGCUGUGAACGGAAGCAGCAUCAAGGGCCAGAUCGGUGAGCCUAAACUCAAGGGAGAUAUCAUCAAGCCAGUAUUGGUCGACGAUGUCGGCAAGCCUCUCGACGUUUCCAAGCCCGCUAGCCACGGCUGGAAGCAAAUCUUGGACCAGCAGGGUCCAGAGGCUUUCGCCAAAGCCAUCCGUGCCAACAAGGGCUGUCUCAUUAUGGAUACCACCUGGAGAGAUGCUCAUCAGUCGUUACUUGCUACUCGUGUGCGAACAGCCGAUCUCCUGAAUAUCGCUCGCGAGACCAGCCAUGCCUAUAGCAAUGCCUACAGUUUAGAGUGCUGGGGUGGUGCAACUUUCGACGUUGCCAUGCGUUUCCUCUACGAAGACCCAUGGGACCGUCUACGCAAAUUGCGCAAAGCAGUGCCUAACAUUCCUUUCCAGAUGCUUCUUCGAGGCGCCAACGGUGUUGCCUACUCCUCUCUCCCAGACAAUGCCAUCUACCACUUCUGCAAACAAGCUAAGAAGAACGGCGUGGAUAUCUUCCGUAUCUUCGAUGCUCUAAAUGACGUUGAUCAACUCGAAGUUGGUAUCAAGGCUGUCCAGGCUGCCGGCGGUGUGGUUGAGGGUACUGUGUGUUACAGCGGAGACAUGUUGACCCCCAACAAGAAGUACAAUCUCGAAUACUACCUUAGCUUGGUAGACAAGAUUGUUGCCCUUGGCAUUCACGUCUUGGGUAUCAAAGAUAUGGCUGGUGUUCUUAAACCGCAGGCCGCCACCCUCUUGAUCGGCUCUAUCCGCAAGAAGUACCCCGACCUUCCAAUCCAUGUUCAUACCCAUGACUCUGCAGGUACUGGUGUUGCGUCAAUGGUUGCCUGCGCCCAGGCUGGUGCUGACGCUGUUGAUGCGGCUACUGACAGCAUGUCUGGUAUGACUUCUCAACCAAGCGUGGGUGCUAUUUUGGCUUCACUGGAAGGAACGGAAUUCGACCCCAAGCUCAACAUUCGCCAUGUUCGCGCCAUCGAUGGAUACUGGCAACAAUUGCGUCUCCUCUACUCUCCAUUUGAGGCUGGUUUGACUGGACCCGAUCCAGAGGUCUAUGAGCACGAGAUCCCUGGUGGUCAGCUCACUAAUCUUCUCUUCCAGGCCUCUCAGCUCGGGCUUGGAACCCAGUGGGCAGAAACUAAGAAAGCUUAUGAGUCUGCUAAUGAUCUUCUUGGAGACAUUGUCAAGGUCACUCCUACCUCGAAGGUGGUUGGUGACUUGGCCCAGUUCAUGGUAUCCAACAAGCUUUCAGCCCAGGACGUCGUCGACCGGGCCGAUCAGCUCGACUUCCCAGGAUCUGUUCUGGAGUUCCUUGAAGGUCUGAUGGGACAGCCAUACGGUGGAUUCCCUGAGCCUCUGCGCUCUAAGGCUUUGCGUAACCGCCGUAAGCUCGACAAGCGCCCUGGUCUGUAUCUUGAACCACUUGAUCUCGUUAAGAUCAAGAAUGAUAUCAAGGAGAAAUUUGGCACUGCCACCGAAACCGAUGUUGCCAGUUACGCAAUGUACCCCAAGGUAUUCGAAGAUUACCGCAAGUUUGUGCAGAAGUAUGGUGACUUGUCUGUGCUGCCAACACGAUACUUCCUUGCCAAACCUGAAAUCGGUGAGGAGUUCCACGUGGAGCUCGAGCAGGGUAAGGUUCUUAUUUUGAAGUUACUCGCCAUUGGCCCUCUGUCGGAGCAAACCGGUCAACGUGAAGUAUUCUACGAGAUGAAUGGUGAAGUUCGUCAAGUCACCGUAGACGACAACAAGGCAGCUGUUGACAACACAGCCCGCGUCAAGGCCGAUCCUAGCGACAGCAGCCAAGUUGGAGCUCCUAUGAGUGGUGUAGUUGUCGAAGUCCGUGUCCACGAGGGUCAUGAGGUCAAGAAGGGCGACCCUAUUGCUGUUCUCAGUGCCAUGAAGAUGGAAAUGGUUAUUUCUGCCCCUCACCACGGCAAGGUUUCAGGCCUCGCAGUCAAGGAAGGCGACUCUGUCGAUGGCCAAGACUUAGUGUGCAAGAUCGCCAAAUAA
This is a messenger RNA of Talaromyces atroroseus, 3576 nucleotides long. Its product is annotated as Pyruvate carboxylase. Lineage: Eukaryota; Fungi; Ascomycota; Eurotiomycetes; Eurotiales; Trichocomaceae. Gene Ontology annotation, molecular function: ATP binding; pyruvate carboxylase activity; metal ion binding. Bases 1 to 3576 code for a protein of 1191 amino acids. Gene Ontology annotation, cellular component: cytoplasm. The transcript is spliced from 3 exons. The record is from RefSeq and is a predicted model, not a curated record. Gene Ontology annotation, biological process: pyruvate metabolic process; gluconeogenesis.